Adineta ricciae is the source of this 276-nucleotide messenger RNA. The record is from the annotation of a GenBank genome assembly. Lineage: Eukaryota; Metazoa; Rotifera; Eurotatoria; Adinetida; Adinetidae.
AUGAAGAAAAAAGGAGAUUCGAAACCAUUCGAAAGAAAAUCACAUAAUCAAAAGAUUCGCGAUGCUCACAUUCAGCGAAAACAAGAAAAAGAAGUCGCAAAAAAAGCGAAAGAAGAACAUAAACAAGCGGUGAAUGCUGCUAUGGCUCGAUACAAAACCAAUAAACAGCAACGUUCGAAGAAGCUAGUGAAGAAAACACGUCGUGGUCAACCCGUCAUGGGGGAACAGAUUGAAUUGUUGUUGAACAAGAUACAAAAACAAAAACAAAAACAGUGA